CUGCUUCCAUAUCAUCAACAAUGAGCGCCGAACAAAAGACAGUUGCCGUUAACAAGAUGAAGGCUCUUCAUAUUGAGAAGCUCGUCCUCAACAUUUGUGUUGGUGAAUCUGGUGAUAGACUCACCCGUGCUGCCAAGGUUCUUGAACAGUUAACUGGUCAGACUCCUGUCUACUCCAAGGCCCGUUACACUGUCCGUACCUUUGGUAUCCGUCGUAACGAGAAGAUCUCCGUUCACGUCACCGUUCGUGGCCCCAAGGCUGAGGAGAUCCUUGAGCGUGGUCUCAAGGUUAAGGAGUAUGAGCUCCGUGCUCGUAACUUCUCUGAGACCGGUAACUUCGGUUUCGGUAUUGAUGAGCACAUUGACUUGGGCAUCAAAUACGAUCCUUCAAUUGGUAUCUACGGUAUGGAUUACUACAUUGUCAUGGGCCGUCCCGGUAACCGUGUCGCUCGUCGCAAGCACUGCAAGUCCAAGGUUGGUGCCACCCACCGCAUCAAGAAGGAGGAGUCUGUCGAGUGGUUUAAGACCCGCUUCGAUGGUGUUGUCAGCAACAAAUAAACUUUUUAGUCUUAGUUGUCGACUUGGCAUUGUUCUCUACCGUACAUGUUGAACUCAUUCGUGUUAUGGACUUAAAUAAAGGAAUGCAAUAUUGAAUUCUUGCUCUCUCAUUCUACACUAUU
This is a messenger RNA of Phycomyces blakesleeanus NRRL 1555(-), 679 nucleotides long. RefSeq lists its product as hypothetical. NCBI's taxonomy places the organism in Eukaryota, Fungi, Mucoromycota, Mucoromycetes, Mucorales, Phycomycetaceae. Gene Ontology annotation, molecular function: structural constituent of ribosome; RNA binding. Gene Ontology annotation, cellular component: cytosolic large ribosomal subunit; ribosome. The record is from RefSeq and is a predicted model, not a curated record. The coding region runs from base 21 to 557 and encodes 178 amino acids. Gene Ontology annotation, biological process: translation. The transcript is spliced from 3 exons.